AUGGCCAUCCUCGACAAGGAUAAUCGUCCGCGAGGACUGCGAGUUCCGUCUCUCUCCGCGUUCAAAUCAAGAAAAGCCGUCGAUUCCGAUUCAUCUUCUCCUUCUCCUCCAGCUCCUCCAACUCCUGUGGUUCCUCCCCCUGCUGCUACCGCUGCUCCGGCGCCUGCCCCUGUUACCUCUCCUCACUACCCUGUCCGCACUGACUCGGCCCCGAGUCGCCCUCCCAGGCCGCAACAUGACAGAGAACUGCCGCCGAGUCCGCUAUCUUCUCUCCCCGCCGCGCCGGGCCCUCUAGGACCAGAAGAGAUCCAUCCGGCAUUCCGAAACGAGAUCGCAGCCGUGCGAAGCCAUCAAUACGGACCCAUUCCCAACGGAAACACUCAUAACAGGCCACUUCCGGCCUCGCUCUCCUCGCAACGGACCCCCUCCAGCGAGGAAUCCGUCCAACCCGACGCAGGCGAUCCCCUCGAGGACUUCAUCCCGGAUCCCGAGCCCGAACCGGAGCCGCUCGACUCCGAGUCCUGCGAGGAGAAUAAUGGCCCCUUCACCCCGCCGGAAAUCGAGCCCGUCAUCGUGCCGCUGAACAAGCUGCAUUUCGCCUGCUACCAGGAGCACCAGAAAAUGCUCCCCGCCAACAACGUCUGGUACUCGCUUCCGUGCAUGACCUGUCAGAAGUUUGACCGCGAGAUGCGCUACCGGUGUGUCUUCUGCUGUCUGCGCAUCUGCGCCGCCUGCCACCAGGGUCUGCAGAAGUGUCCGAAUCGCUCGCUGGCAGAGUUUAUGAGUUCGAUGCCGGGGAAUCCUUGA
Messenger RNA from Aspergillus clavatus NRRL 1, 807 nucleotides. RefSeq lists its product as uncharacterized. The record is from RefSeq and is a predicted model, not a curated record. The transcript has a single exon. Lineage: Eukaryota; Fungi; Ascomycota; Eurotiomycetes; Eurotiales; Aspergillaceae. The coding region runs from base 1 to 807 and encodes 268 amino acids.